GCAGAGGGUUUGGUGAGAGGAUAUGUGGAGGAUUGUGGGGGAAUUUGGGAACGAGCACGUUCGGGACAGUUGAAGCGUCAGACGGAGGAAUUUCUCCAAGACUCUGUAAUGGAUAGGUUUGGGACACUCCAACUCUUCACUGCAGUUUCUCUGUUAGGCCAUGUGUGUCAUUGCUGGCAAGCCAGAGUACCCGAAACAGUCACAGCCAUCAGGGACAGCUGCGUGUUAGUGCCAUGCAGCACGAUCCCGUACAGUAAAGUCGACUGGUAUAAGUAUAAAACCGUAGGCUACCCAGUUGUGUACUCCAAUGUCCAGAGUGAAAUACUCGAGGAAUUUAAAGGAAGAACAUCAGUCCCGGGUGAUGCCAGAAAGGGAGACUGCAGUUUAAGGAUAAACAAUGUCCAGAUGGAAGACGGUGAAAUUGAUCUGUACGUAUGGGUCUUUAAACCUGAUGGAAGUCAUGAUGGAUUUGAAUACCAUACCACUAAAAUAAACAUUUUGAAUCCCACAUAUCCUAUUAUAACUGCAGACAGUAUUCAGGUGGAUGGAAAGGCUUUCACUGCAAAGUGUAAAUUCCGCACUUCCUGCCCCACACCACCAGAGAUGUUCUGGAAAGGUUUGGAUAACAUUUCUAAUAAACUGAUCCACACACAGAACAGUGACACGUUAUGGUACACCGAGAUCAUCGGUACGAUCAUCGUAAGUCGCAAGAACCAGGGCGCACGACUCAGCUGCACCGCCAAGCUCAACGAGCAGGAGUAUCAAAGUUCUUCGAUCACGCUCGACGUCUUAUAUGCCCCGACGAAUGUGAGAGUAGAUUUCACAGGAAGGAACACUGUGGUCGAAGGUCAAAGUAUCUCGCUUACAUGUACUAGCGAUUGCAAGCCUUCACCAACAGACUACGAGUGGGUCGUCAACCAGAACAGCAACACAAAACGCCACAACGGAAGAACUGUUGUCCUGAACAAUGUUACGAGAAACACAUAUGUUUCCUGCAUCGUCAUUAACUCCGUAGGACGCGGUGAAUCAAAGAAGCUACCGCUCACUGUCUACUAUGCCCCGACGGAUGUGAGAGUAGAUUUCACAGGAAGCAACACUGUGGUCGAAGGUCAAAGUAUCUCGCUUGAAUGUACUAGCAAUUGCAAGCCUUCACCCACAGACUACGAGUGGGUCGUCAACCAGAACAACAGCACAAAGCGCCACAACGGAAGAACUGUUGUCCUGAACAAUGUUACGAGAAACACAUAUGUUUCCUGCAUCGUCAUUAACUCCGUAGGACGCGGUGAAUCAAAGGAGCUACCACUCACUGUCCACUAUGCCCCGACUGAUGUGAGAGUAGAUUUCAGAGGAAAGAACACUGUGGUCGAAAGUCAAAGUAUCUCGCUUGCAUGUACUAGCGAUUGCAAGCCUUCACCCACAGACUACGAGUGGGUCGUCAACCAGAACAGCACCACAAAGCACUACAAAGGAAGAACUGUUCUCCUUCAAAAUGUUACAAGAAACACAUAUGUUUCCUGUAUCGCCAUUAACUCCAUAGGACGGGGUGAAUCAAAGAAGCUACCGCUCACUGUCCACUAUCCUCCAUCCAUCUUGCCGGGGUCGUUUUGCUCCGUGUCGAACAGACUACUAAAGUGUGUGUGUAAAGCUGUGGCCAAGCCAGACGCUGAGAUCUCUUGGACCAUAGAUGGCAGCAGUACACUUUCUCCUGCCUUGAACACCACGACCAUGCUCACUGAUAAUGUGACGGUGUCGGAGUUGACCGGACAGUGGGACGACAGGGGCAAUAUCGCAUGCACAGCAACAAACAUCGCAGGGAGCAAAGUUCACCAAAUAGACAUUGACAAAUGGGUUGAGUCAUUAGUGCUGGUGGCUGGGGUUGGAGCAGCCUGUGUGUGUGGCAUCUUAGGAGUUGUGACAGUGAUCAUGAUUUGUAAAAAGAGACGCCGAGCAGAACCACCUACAGACCUCAUCGCUGUCCAGACUGUGAGCUCUGCUAAAAUAAGCCAAAACAAAAGGUUAAGUUUUGAUGAAGACCUGUAUGUGAACGCAGAGCAGUUUGAAAAGAAGUGUAAAGAACAGGAUGCAGAGUCUUGUAUCUAUGAGAAUUAUGACAAAAGGCACUGAAUCAAGAGGAAUCGAGAUGGCGACGCAUUCAACGUAAAAGAAAGUUUUGUGCAUUGGUGUGAUGGUCAUUUAAACAUUUCUGCUCUGAUUAAUUAUUAUGUCGCUUUGUAGAAGCCAACAUUCUGUUUUCCUAUUUAAGCUUAGACAAAAAUUUAUCAAGAGUAACUCCUUCUAUGGCUUUCGAGCUAUAUGCACGAAAUUCGGGUAUGCUGUAGACCCUGGUUUGAAGUUUGUUGUUAUUACUUUUCUAAGCGAUCCAAGUACCGGUACUUCCGGUACUGCGUCUCAAAAUGGCCUUUUCCCCCAUAGACUCCCAUUAUAAAUUUUGGAGGUUUAUAACUCGGCAAGGUUUCGAACUAUCUACACCAAACUUGGCCAGCUCCUUUAGGGUGAUACUCUGCACAAAGUUUUAAAUUGGUGUACCGACUGGCCUUCCGGUUGUCCCGCAGCCCUGCCCAAAAAUAUGCAAAAUCAAAAAACUUUUUACAACAUGGACAUGUGACAUACAUGUAUCAAAAUACUCAGAACAAUGUGGGAAACUUCCUCAAGAGUAUUCGGAUGACGUCACAUCACAUGCUCGUCUCCACUUACCUCCAAAUGUUUUCUCACCCUAGCUUUCUGGGUUCUUGCUUCCAAAAGUAACACUGACCCUUAUGUCCACUCGCCUCCAAAAAGCACCGGCCUUUGUGAAUACUUGCACCGUCAAAGCCAACAUCAAAGUUUCUUGCAACAAACUUUACAAAUCUAGCUAUGCUUCAAAUUUAUACUUUUGAUUUUGUACCUAUUUUUAUAUACAAAGGAUUGCUUAAAUUAUGUAUUUUCUUGUUCUAAAAUAAAUACGAAAUGCUAAAAUGAA
Tachysurus fulvidraco (yellow catfish) is the source of this 2980-nucleotide messenger RNA. RefSeq names its product CD166 antigen homolog. The transcript has 11 exons. The coding region runs from base 109 to 2124 and encodes 671 amino acids. Lineage: Eukaryota; Metazoa; Chordata; Actinopteri; Siluriformes; Bagridae. The record is from RefSeq and is a predicted model, not a curated record.